GGCAGCAGCAAUACAGGCCAGAUGUUCAAACGCUGUCUCUUCUUCAUGCAGCUUUUCACCGGCUUGGCUGCUUUCCCGGAGUGUACUACGAAGGCCUUCCUGGAUGCAUCACCGCUCGCAUGUCAUCACGCCCUGAUGUUCCCGCAUGCGCGCGAUGACUGCCCUAUCUCCGCCCUGGAAGAUAGCCAUGGUCUGUUCACCGCUGGAUUCGACAAGAUACUGACCUCUGCCAUCGGUGACGUCAGCCUGGAUGGUGCACUAAUGCGAGUCACGACGCCGGCUCCGUUCAGUAUAAAAGCCACACCGCAGCUUCAUCGCUUCAGUGGGCAAGGCAGCAGCAAUACAGGCCAGAUGUUCAAACGCUGUCUCUUCUUCAUGCAGCUUUUCACCGGCUUGGCUGCUUUCCCGGAGUGUACUACGAAGGCCUUCCUGGAUGCAUCACCGCUCGCAUGUCAUCACGCCCUGAUGUUCCCGCAUGCGCGCGAUGACUGCCCUAUCUCCGCCCUGGAAGAUAGCCAUGGUCUGUUCACCGCUGGAUUCGACAAGAUACUGACCUCUGCCAUCGGUGACGUCAGCCUGGAUGGUGCACUAAUGCGAGUCACGACGCCGGCUCCGUUCAGUAUAAAAGCCACACCGCAGCUUCAUCGCUUCAGUGGGCAAGGCAGCAGCAAUACAGGCCAGAUGUUCAAACGCUGUCUCUUCUUCAUGCAGCUUUUCACCGGCUUGGCUGCUUUCCCGGAGUGUACUACGAAGGCCUUCCUGGAUGCAUCACCGCUCGCAUGUCAUCACGCCCUGAUGUUCCCGCAUGCGCGCGAUGACUGCCCUAUCUCCGCCCUGGAAGAUAGCCAUGGUCUGUUCACCGCUGGAUUCGACAAGAUACUGACCUCUGCCAUCGGUGACGUCAGCCUGGAUGGUGCACUAAUGCGAGUCACGACGCCGGCUCCGUUCAGUAUAAAAGCCACACCGCAGCUUCAUCGCUUCAGUGGGCAAGGCAGCAGCAAUACAGGCCAGAUGUUCAAACGCUGUCUCUUCUUCAUGCAGGUCCUUCGCCGUUGAACGGCGUGGCGCGUGCCACAGAAACAAGGGUGCAGUACCGAGGCGGGAUGACAACAUCAUCAUCCCUGAGGCGUAAUGAGCUCCGUAGUGGUCCAAGGCAAU
Dermacentor albipictus is the source of this 1158-nucleotide messenger RNA. The record is from RefSeq and is a predicted model, not a curated record. NCBI's taxonomy places the organism in Eukaryota, Metazoa, Arthropoda, Arachnida, Ixodida, Ixodidae.